ACUCCAUUAAAAAUGAAAAUUAUUAAUUCUUGUGAAAACAAAUAUAAUCUGUGUAAAGGUAAAUGCAAGUUGCAUUGCAGACUCCGAGCGGUAAUGAUUUCGUAAAAAUUCACCAAACUCCAACAACCUGCGGUUGCGACUCCAAAAUCAAUCUAUCUUCAAACACACACACAAAGUUCCUGCAGCUUCGAUCAGAUCCAACGAGCCGAUUCUUCUCUCUUUGUAGGUCAAGUAGUUCCAGAGAACUGCAUUGCAUAUUCACCAACAUCUUAGGUUCCUAAUUCAAUUAGCCCACUGGGAUAUGCCAGAGAGAAUUGGACACUGUACCAUUUGAACAUAUGCGUAUGGGUCAAAUAUAAAACUUUCUUCCUUGAAAUUCCGAGGCAAGAGAGCUGUCCAUUACAGGGGUACUCGUGUUUUUUUAAAUACCUGUUGAGUAAAGAAAGGCUGGAUUACUAGAUUGCAUGCUUUGUCACAGUUGUCUGUGAAUGGAAGCCGAAAAGGUUUGCUGGUGAGUUCAGAUUAUUGAUGGAGCAAAGAGUGCAGCUCCGUGUUGGUACAAUGGAAACCAUAUCCAAUGAGGGAGAUGUAGAUAGAGAACAGGUUUUAGAGACUUUUGGUAUUGAAAAUGAGACCGGGAAGGAGACAAACGGCUCCAGAAGUUUUGAUGUUGGUUACAGUUCCGGUGAUACCCUUGAAACAUUGCCUAAAGCGUCAAAAGUAGAUAUCUCUCCUGCUGACGUGCUUAAAACACUCUUCUUUAUACUUGUAUGGUACACUUUCAGCACAUUUCUGACUCUGUACAACAAAACUCUCUUAGGAGAUGAUUUAGGGAAAUUUCCUGCUCCCUUAUUAAUGAAUACCAUUCACUUUUCUAUUCAAGCUGUUUUAUCAAAGAUGAUAACAUGGUAUUGGUCGGGGAGAUUUCAGCCUGAUGUUACCAUAUCAUGGAGAGACUAUUUCGUUAGAGUUGUACCAACAGCGCUUGGAACUGCUAUGGAUAUAAACCUAAGUAACGAGUCACUUGUCUUCAUAUCGGUUACAUUUGCAACAAUGUGCAAAUCUGCAGCCCCAAUAUUUCUUCUUCUGUUUGCUUUUGCCUUCAGGCUGGAGUCUCCAAGCCUGAAACUUUUUGGCAUUAUUUCAGUGAUCUCAGCAGGAGUGUUGUUAACAGUUGCAAAGGAGACAGAAUUUGAGUUUUGGGGUUUCGUUUUUGUCAUGCUUGCUGCUGUCAUGUCUGGUUUCCGCUGGUGUAUGACGCAAGUUCUUUUGCAGAAAGAAACAUUUGGACUGAAAAAUCCAUUCAUAUUCAUGAGCUGUGUGGCACCAGUGAUGGCUAUAGCGACUGGUCUUCUUUCUCUCCUUCUGGAUCCAUGGAGUGAAUUUAGAGACAACAAAUACUUUGAUAGUGGAGCACAUUUUGCUCGAACUUGUUUUUUGAUGCUUUUUGGCGGAGCACUGGCUUUUUGUAUGGUUUUGACAGAGUAUGUCCUUGUUUCCGUAACUAGUGCUGUAACCGUCACAAUAGCGGGAGUUGUCAAAGAGGCUGUCACCAUAGUGGUUGCAGUGUUUUACUUCCAUGACGAAUUUACGUGGCUGAAAGGUGUGGGUCUGAUGAUCAUUAUGGUUGGUGUCAGUUUGUUCAACUGGUACAAAUAUGAUAAACUACAAAAGGGGCACAAAACAGAGGAAGAGAAGCAGUUACAAGCUCCAAGUCAGACUGGAAAAUAUGUGAUUCUUGAUGAGAUGGAUGAUCAAGAAAAUAGUCCCUAAGAAUUAUUUUUGAUACAUUCACAUGAUAUGGUAAACCCCCUUUUAGGCUGGUACAUCCGUAAUGUGGAAGCAUGUGGACCUUCCUUGAGAAAAAGACUAUAACAUACUUUUAAGGCAGAUGAAUUGGAAACUUUGAUGUUUCCCUGCCUUACAAAAAUGAUAGAAGAACAUAACCAUUUCAACAAAUUUUAAAGGGAAAAAGUUAGUAGUGGCUGCAAAUUUGGUCCAAUUUCACAUGUCUUUUGUACCCAUGUUAUUGAGAGUGUCGUCUCUGUUAUCAUCUUCUGAAGAAAUUGAAUAACAGAGUCUAACAUUAUAAUGUAGAACUACAAGAUGGAAUGAUCAGAUUACAUAUAAGCUUAUUUGUAUAAAACUGAGACUAACACUAAACCCCAUAAGAGAGGAAGUAUGAAUUGGAAAGAAUAAUAUAAUGAGAGAAACAAAAAUUGGAUCAAAUGUGGCAUCCACAACAGAGGUAGAAGAAGCAGAGCGUGGAAACGAGAACGAAAGCUUCAACUACAUACAUGACCUUGUAAACUACUCCGUCUACUAUCUCUGUCAGCAUUAUUAUCUCAACUCGCUUCCACUUCGCCGACGAAGACGAAGACGAAGACGACGUUGAAAACAGAUUCCUUAAUCGCUGCCAUGUCUGUGUUUCUUUAGCCGUCACUUGUUCCUCCUCUUGUUGCAGCUUCUUCUUCUUCAGCGACGCCCACUUCUUCAUAACUCCCAUUGUCUACCUCUCUCUCUCUCUCUCUCUACUACAGAGUCAUGUCACGGUGCAGCAUUCUUAUACUGUGUGGAGAAGAGACGGGGCAAUUUUGUGAAUAGGUCAGAGAAGGAGAGGGUACUAUUGCCAAAUGUGACUAAGAAAGGAAUGAGAUGCCCUUUAACCUUUUUCUUCGGGAAAGUAAAGUAUAGCUGGCGAGAGGUGUGGAACCGUGGAAGGUGAGCAGGGUUAUUUUCGGUAUUACAAUAAGAUUUUU
Messenger RNA from Arabidopsis thaliana (thale cress), 2759 nucleotides. Its product is annotated as Nucleotide/sugar transporter family protein. The transcript has 12 exons. The record is from RefSeq and is marked reviewed. NCBI's taxonomy places the organism in Eukaryota, Viridiplantae, Streptophyta, Magnoliopsida, Brassicales, Brassicaceae. Gene Ontology annotation, cellular component: membrane. The coding region runs from base 529 to 1773 and encodes 414 amino acids.